AUGUUAUAUUAUAAACCUAAACACUUAAAAUCGGUUGUUCCUUCAAUUUUUACAACUGAACCUCAAAGUGCAGCUGAUUCCAUUAUUUUAGAUUCUCGUAUAUUAAGUGAGGAAAAACUCAAUCUAAAUAACAAGUUUGCUUUACUUGAUCAAUUCAGCCAUCGAGCCUUUGAUGUCAAAGAAUAUAAUUUGACUCAAAGAGAAAUACCAAGCAGAAAGAAACAUUUUAUUUAGAAUAAUAAAUUGGAUGUUUGGGGUGAAACAACCUUGACUCUCUUUAGAAAUCAAUUCUUAUAUACAUCAAUAGAUAUUCAUGAGAAAUAUUCACCUGUAGUCUUAUUCAUAUAUGUAAAAAAAGGUGAUCCUAAUACUAAAAUGAGAUUGUUUUGUUCAGUCAGAUUUUAAUAACCCAACCGUUUCAAUGCAGAGAUCGAAACUUAUGGUCGAGUACUUAAAUAUCACUCAAGAGAUGGCACAACUUUUUAUGAUCCUACAUUAUAUGUUGCUAUCUUAGCACAUAAUGAUGUAGAAAUUAGUAUCAAAAAUGAAUUUGCCAAACCUCCAAUACCUAGAAAAAUCCCUUAAAUUAAAAAAAAAGAUGAACAAAAUUUAGAUUUUGAAGAAUUAACAGAAUAAAUAAUUCGAAAAAGAAAAUUAAAAUAGAAAUCAUUAGAUUUUAUUAAUCUUAAUAGAUCAUUGAUAAGAAAAUAAAAGAUUGAAUCUCCUUGCAAUACUGAAAGAUUAAAAGAAAUAAAAUUUAAAUAGACAACAAUAUAAAAAGAAUAAAACUUAAAACGUAUUGCUUAGAAUGCAUUACAUGAUGUUGCCAAAGAAAUUAAACAAAAAUAAAUGAAUAUUUAAAUCAAGUAAUCUGCUUUACUUAUAAAUAUAGAUAAAUGCAUAAAGAAUGGAUUUUUAAGAAAUGGAUUUAGGUUGUAAUUUUAAUCAAUUACAUAGUACCAUCAAUAAGUAAUUAUAUUAAAGUACAAAAACGCAUAUCAGAAAAAAAUAUGA
Messenger RNA from Paramecium pentaurelia, 1014 nucleotides. Lineage: Eukaryota; Ciliophora; Oligohymenophorea; Peniculida; Parameciidae. The record is from the annotation of a GenBank genome assembly.